Messenger RNA from Sarcophilus harrisii (Tasmanian devil), 2183 nucleotides. It is a transcript of the gene HOXA1, whose product is annotated as homeobox A1. Gene Ontology annotation, cellular component: nucleus. Bases 19 to 1020 code for a protein of 333 amino acids. Gene Ontology annotation, molecular function: DNA-binding transcription factor activity, RNA polymerase II-specific; RNA polymerase II cis-regulatory region sequence-specific DNA binding. The record is from RefSeq and is a predicted model, not a curated record. The transcript has 2 exons. Gene Ontology annotation, biological process: regulation of transcription by RNA polymerase II. Lineage: Eukaryota; Metazoa; Chordata; Mammalia; Dasyuromorphia; Dasyuridae.
UCACUGUGUGACAGGCAGAUGGACAAUGCGAGAAUGAGCGCCUCCUUCCUGGAGCACCCCAUCCUCAACGCAGGAGACUCGGGGACCUGCUCGGGCCGAGCCUACCACCCCGACCAUGGGAUCCCAACUUUCCAGUCGUGCGCGGUCAGUGCCAACAGCUGCGGGGGCGACGAGCGCUUCCUGGUGGGCAGGGGGGUGCAGAUGAGUCCCCCUCACGCCCAUCACCACUAUCCCCAGCCGGCCGCCUACCAGCACCUCAACAACCUGGGUAUGUCUUAUUCCCACUCCAGCUGUGGCCCGGGGUUCGCAUCGCAGAACUUCAGCGCAGGUUACAGCCCCUACUCAUUAAAUCAGGAAGCAGACGUAAGCGGCGGGUACCCCUCUUGCGCUCCCGCUGUUUACUCUGGAACUCUCUCAUCUCCCAUGGUCCAGCAUCACCACCACCACCAGGGUUAUGCCGGGGGCGCGGUGGGCUCGCCUCAGUACAUUCACCACUCAUAUGGACAAGAAGCGCAGAAUCUGACCCUGGCAAAUUAUAAUAACUCCUUGUCCCCUCUCCAUGCCAGCCACCAAGAAACCUGUCGCUCUCCUUCAGCAGAGACGUCACCUCCAGCACAGACCUUUGACUGGAUGAAAGUCAAAAGGAAUCCCCCCAAAACAGGGAAAGCUGGCGAGUACGGGUAUAUUGGCCAACCCAACACAGUGCGCACCAAUUUUACCACCAAGCAGCUUACUGAGCUGGAAAAGGAGUUCCAUUUCAACAAGUACCUGACCAGGGCCAGGAGGGUGGAGAUCGCGGCCUCGCUACAACUCAACGAGACCCAGGUGAAGAUCUGGUUUCAGAACCGCCGCAUGAAGCAGAAGAAGAGAGAGAAGGAGGGCCUGCUGCCCAUUUCGCCCACCACCCCGUCCCGGAACGAGGAGAAGGCGGAGGAAUCCUCAGACAAAUCUACCUCCUCGCCCUGCGUCCCCUCUUCCCCGGCCUCCUCUACCUCAGACACUCUGACUACCUCCAACUGAGUUUGCCCCCGGCCCCUUUCUCUCCCCCCGCCACUCCAGUGCAGAACUGCUAACCCGAAGCACAUUCUUAGCUUAUCUUUCCCUUCGUUUACAAUUGUCUCUCUUUCUUUUUGAUGUUAUCUUCAGGUCUUCUUCGGGCUAGGUCACUGUUUCAAGAGAAUUUUGGCCCAGAGACUCAGAGGCUGGGUGGGAGUAACUUCACUAAUGGUGGGGUGCCACCAUCUGGUCUUCUGAUGGCCUCUGAGCCCCCCUCCCACUUCUAUGAUUGAUUCAGAUCUCCUUUGGAAAAGCUCCAUCAGUUCCUCCUCCCCAGGCUCGCAGAGCGGGCCAUCUCUAUCGCCUAACUUCAAAUUAUUUUUUUCCUCCUCUUCCUCCUCCUCCUCAUCUCCCGGACACUCAAGGCAGGCAAAAGAGAAUCGAAGACCUCAAGAAGAGGAUGCACUAUGAAAGUGUUUACACAAUUCAUCUUUUUAAUUUAAUGCAUUCAGUUUCUUGUGUAAGAGUUUGCUGGUUGUAAAUACUUUAAGAGAUUUAUCUUUAUACAGAUUUUCUAGAAAUGAUGUUUAGUUUAGGAGAUUAAAACAGGGUGGACACACUCCCAAAGCUGGGUGUAAUUUUAUACAGGACUAAAAGUGAGAAAAAUAAAGAAAUCAGACUGGACUGGUGAAGCCCAAUCAGAUAAUUCACAGGGAAGUCUCUCUGUGUCUUUGGAAGAGAUAAGGAGGCCUGGUCCGUGCUGGAUUUAUUUUUAUUUGUAUUUUUGGUAAACCUGGCUGGGUGUGCAGUAUCUCUCUUCUCCAGCAUUCCUCUGGCCUCUGCCCUGUUCAAAAAUUGUGCUGGAUUGUUCCUGAACCUUAGGGCAUAUUCUCUCCCAACAUCUUAUUUCCACAGUAAUCUUUCCCUAGAUUUGAUGUAUCUCCAACCCAAUCGUAAAUGUGAUGAAUGGCGAAAUGAAUGUAUAUUUCAUGUGAUUCGUGAAUAGACUUUCUGCAUGGUGCACAAUGGUUUGAGCCCCCAAAGAUACUACACUGAGUUCUAUCAGUUGUCCUUUGUGGUCCCACAAUGUUUCUGAGUCUCUGUACAAUCAUGAAAAGUUCUGCGAUUCCAAGAGUAUGGAAUCCAGAGCAGAAUUUACGGGUCCUAAAAUAUCUGUAAUAAAAAUA